Ooceraea biroi (clonal raider ant) is the source of this 1333-nucleotide messenger RNA. Its product is annotated as trypsin 3A1. Gene Ontology annotation, biological process: proteolysis. The record is from RefSeq and is a predicted model, not a curated record. Gene Ontology annotation, molecular function: serine-type endopeptidase activity. Lineage: Eukaryota; Metazoa; Arthropoda; Insecta; Hymenoptera; Formicidae.
AUGUCUUGUUCUGUGACAUUUACAGUCACGUUGAAAUGGAUCGCCACACUUUACAUAUGCCCGUUCACAUCGUACUAUGACAUAUCGCUUAUUCCAGGUUUUCUGAUUGAAAGAACGAGCGGAAAUGCAACAUACAAAGCGCAACCGAAAAUUAUCGGAGGAAAACCAAUUGACAUAAAACGUCGUGCUUUCAUGCUUUCAUUGCAUAAUUCAUCUGGAUUCCUGUGUGGCGCCAGCAUAUUAUCGAGAACAUGGGGUAUCACUGCUCUUCAUUGUUUCAAAUCGCGUUCGCAGUUUUAUGUACGAGCUGGAUCCAAUAAAACGAACAGAGACGGAGCUGUGCAUAGGAUAACUGAUAUUCACGUAUAUAAUGGCACAUAUGCCUCUUGGGUGCCGGGAACAGGAGAGGAGUACGAUAUCGCACUUUUUGAAGUGAGACCACCAUUUCAGUUUUCGAGAACCGUUCGACCAAUUCGUCUGCCAAAAUCAACCAACGGAAUACAGCGUGAACUGUUGGUCUGUGGUUGGGGAGAGACCGAAAAAGUGACCAAAACUCUUAUGGGUGUUUACGUUCAAUACGUUCCAUUCGAAACUUGCGUUAUGGCUCUAGACUACGCAAUACUCGUCAAAGAUGAUUAUCAUUUGUGCUAUGGAAGUCAAGGCAGGGAUGCCUGUUACGGAGACUCUGGAGGAGCACUGGCCAGCAAGAAAACAAUUUAUGGCAUCGUGUCUUUUGGUCAUGGUUGUGGACAAGUGCCUGGUGUCUACGUUAAAAUAUCGUAUUAUCAAAAAUGGAUUGAAGAUGUUAUGAAAUUACGUUUUGCCUAAUCUUCCACGCAUUAAUUAAUCAAUUAUUAAUAAUGAUCAAUACCGAUAAGAGAGAUACAAAUCGUAUUAACGUUUAUGCACGCUAAUUUCUGUAGUACAUAAAGUCGUAAAUGUUAGAAAUGUAAAAUAUUUUGUUAUUUUUCGUGUAUGUGCGCUUGUCAAAAUUAAAAUUACAUACAUCUUGCAGACAAUUUUUUGUCAGUGAGUGUAGGAAGAAAACAAAAAAAUCGUUCAACGCAACGCGUCGAACUGAAAGCCUCUCGUGUUCUUAUCCGGCUGGUUGAAAGUAUUGUUUUCGAGAGAAUAGGCACAAAAGGCAUAUCGAAUCACGGAGUCGUGAACCCUCCUGCGUUCAGGUCGGGUGCGUGCAGGAAAUUCACCACAUACACGUGCUGCGCAAGAGUGUCGCGCACGCAUGCACGCGGCGCACGUAGCGUACUUGCUCGUGCAGAGCUGAAUAAAAGGUAUGCCUACGUGACUACGUAAUGUGCAUAAUAAAUAUGUC